UUCGGCACUUACACAGUAGACGUUGACUACAACCAACGGUGUCCACACCCAUCCUUCGUCGACACCACACUCUGACCCUCGCCCACGCCGUAGCUCAGCCGGCGCUGGCAAGCCCCGCAGCCUCUCGUCGACAAUGAACUGCCAAAAAUGCCGGACGCCGCUCAAGCUUGACGGCUCGCUCCAGGACCUCAACCCCGCCGCCUACGACCUCCUCGUCACAACAUCGUCGCAGCAGGCCCACACGAAACUCCCCGAGUCGCUGUCCUUGCCGUCUGCAUCAAGUCCGCGAGCCCAGAGCCGGCUCGCUGCCUACAAGGAGGCCGCCCAGAAUGCCGGCCCGCCGACCUUCAAACGCUACAGCGGCGGCCUAGCCCCGCGUGCCGAUAAGACCGGCGUACGCGACAACUCCAUGUCCUUCAUCCUGCUAGAGGGCUCGCAAAUAGCGCCCUCCUCCUCCAGACGGCCCUCCUCCAAGGGCUCCGCGGCCGACGCUGCCGGGCCCGCCGUCGACGACGAGCUGGACCCGUCGCCUUCGCGCGAGAUGGGCCGCAUGACGCGCCUGUUCGAGACGCUGUCGGCCCGCUCCGACAUCGACCACCCCGUGUGCGUCGAGUGCACCGACAUACUGGUCGAGGGCCUGCAGAAGCGGCUCGAGUCGGCGGCGCGCGAGCGCGACACGUACGUCGCCUUCCUCAAGCGGCUCGAGGCCGAGGCGCCCACCAACGACGAGCUGCGCGCCCAGGAGGCGGCGCUCGCCGAGGCCCGGGCCCGCGAGUCGGCGGCGCUGCGCGAGCUGCUCGACCUCGAGGCGGACAAGGCGGCACUCGAUGACGAGGUGCUGCAGCUCGAGGACGAGUCGCGGCGGCUCGACGCCGACGAGGAGCGCUUCUGGCGCGAGCGCAACGCCUUCGCCUCGCGCCUGGCCGAGUUCCAGAACGAGCGCGACAGCAUCAACUCGCGCUACGACAACGACGCGCGCCUGUAUCAGUCCCUACAGCGCACAAACGUCUACAACGACACCUUCCUUAUCAGCCACGACGGCACCUUUGCCACCAUCAACGGCCUCCGCCUCGGCCGCCUGCACGCCAGCCCCGUCGACUGGCCCGAGAUCAACGCCGCCUGGGGCCACGCCCUGCUGCUCGUGUCCACCGUGGCCGAAAAGCUGCAGUACCGCUUCGACGGCUACGAGCCCCAGCCCAUGGGCUCCACCUCGCGCAUCGUCCGCUACGAGGUUCCCUCCCCGUCGUCCUCGAGCCGCCUAGCCGCCGCCACCGCCGCGACCACGGUGGCUCCCCCUCCGCCCGCGCCCCGCCGGCACGUGCUCGAGCUCUUCUCGUCGGGCGGCGACAUGCCCCUGCUGCCCUUUAUGCACCGCCGCCUCGAUGCCGCCAUGGUGGCCUUUCUCGAGCUCGUCCGCCAGCUCGGCGCCUUUGUCGAGCGCCAGACGGCCGCCCAGGGCCGCCCGCUCGACUUGCCCUACCGCAUCGAGGGCGACCGCAUCCAGGGCGUCAGCAUCAAGCUCGGAAUAGCCCAGGACGACACGUGGACCAAGGCCUGCAAGCUGACGCUGACGUGCUGCAAGUUCCUGCUCGCCCACGCCAGCAGCUUGUGAUGAUAAUGCCUUUUUUUUUGUGUCUUUGUGCUUCGCAGGUGUGCUUAAUAUUCACUGGUUUUUAAACCCUUAUUUUCAUCAUCACAUCAUCCUCGGUUGCCCGGUCGAGGGGAAUGAGUAUGGGAGUUUUUGUGUGCAUUAUACUUUUUGGACACGGCGAGAGGCAUUGAUGGACCAUUUGUCAACCCUCCUCUUUCACGCCUUGGCAUGAUUGGUUGGCGUUUUACGGCCGAGGGAGUUUUGAUAUUCCAAACAUUUGUUGUCAUCAGAAGCACAAUACAGGCUUGGCCUUUCUUCUUGGCUAGGACCUCGUAGGAACACUUCUUAUCAUGAAACAGAUCAUAACAGUACCUUGGCCUUGCGGCUCUUGGUGAAGCCCUUGAACCCCUGGUUCAUCUUGACAACAGACGAGCAGACCGUAUGUGGCGGUCCGACACGACGACGCGGGCCGCCGCCGCCGCCCGCUCCCCGCCGCCGCCGGCCUCGGCAGCCUCGCCCUCGGCCAGGGC
Molecule: messenger RNA, 2121 nt
Organism: Gaeumannomyces tritici R3-111a-1
Lineage: Eukaryota; Fungi; Ascomycota; Sordariomycetes; Magnaporthales; Magnaporthaceae
Product: beclin-1
Exons: 2
Coding region: 134-1612 (492 amino acids)
Biological process (GO): autophagy; autophagosome assembly; cellular response to nitrogen starvation
Cellular component (GO): phagophore assembly site; phosphatidylinositol 3-kinase complex, class III, type I; phosphatidylinositol 3-kinase complex, class III, type II
Source: RefSeq, a predicted model, not a curated record